GUCGAUGCGAAACGUUCCGCAGGAGUUGAAGCUGUGUGAGGCGACGUGCGCACGACACGUAUCAGCUGAUAGCUACGUAUUAUCUAUAGUGCAUGUAGACCAAGCGGAAUUGGAAAUCAUGUCCGCGUGGGAUUGCGUCAUUCUUUUAUCGUCGGCGUUCCUGCUUAUCGACAAAUGUGCUGAUUGUAACGGUACACAUCUCUCGUGUUACCGCUUUACAUAAGCAAUUUGAUUUAAACUACAACACGUGCAGCGCGUAACUCUCCGCGAGUUGCGCGGUCGUUUUUUUUUUUUACAAUUGCGAUGUUUACGCAACUCGAAGCAAUUUACAUCGAAUUUCUGAAUUUCAACAUCUUGCGGUUUUAAGACACGUGUGGUUUUUAUUUAAUGUUUAAUGUUUUUUAAAUAAAAACAAAAUCAUGACAAGUGUAAUGUUUCCAGUUGCGGCUAUUUUUUGUUUUACAAGUUUGCGUAAACGGUCUCCCGGUAAAAAAAUUUUCCACGUGUAUAAUUGUACGGACAUAUUGUACGGCAUUAUAAAUUUGCAUAAUUAGAUAGAAAUUAUUUUAAUUUGUGUAUAAGUAUACAUGAGAAACAUUUUUUAUACCGGGAGCUUUCACCUGUUGUUUCAGAAUAAAUUUCGAACAACAAUAUUGAAUUAAAAAAUUCAUUCACGUCGUGAAUUUUAUAUUGACGGUUGAACAAUGAUAAGAUGAUAAAACAAUAUUCUAUCGACGAUCUGAAGAGGCGAAUUCGAGAAAACACGCGAGUGUGCGCGCAAGUACGCGGUUUUUGAAAUAAAGUCUCUUUGUUCGUACUGUCGCAAAUUGAUCGAUAAUAUCGAUUCUUGGAAUCGUUUCAAUUCGAAUUUUCGCACCAACCGCGCCAACUUCUCGUCGUACACUUGGCGCAACGCGCGCUUGCAGGUUAUGUAAAACGCAACAAGGUUUAUGACCCGGCUAUCUUCUCCCGUCACGUCGCAGCAACCGCAUUACAUAAACAGUCCAUUAUGGCUAGCUCGAUCGAAAUGGUGUGCAACUAUCUCGGCAUCGACAAGAUCGACAUGUGCGGUAAGAUGAUUCUGAUCGAGGAGCAACACGGGACGAACGCGAACUUCUUGGUGAACGCCGUUCUGUCGAACGCGCUGAAGAGAAAAAACGCCGUUUGUCUCGUGCUUUGUCACAACACCUUGGGUCAUUAUCACAACGUCGGCAUGAGACUCGGUUACAACCUGUUGACUCUGAGAGAGAAGGGUCAGGUUGCCAUUGUCGAGCCUAUGAAAACUGUGGCCAGCUGUCUAGUCGCUGACACGUGCAACGACCCCGCGGACGGGGAAAGGAACAUACUUCCCGACGCCAAUUCCGAGAGACACGUUGACACAGUUUACAGACUGUUCACACACGUCAGAGAGAAGUACGAGGAAGCGGCCAGGUUCAGUGAAUCCGUUGUUCUUAUUAUCGACGAUAUAAAUCACCUUCUCGAUCUCGGCUUUGGUGUGCUGGACGUUAUGUAUUUCAUGAGGUAUCUGCGAUCGUUCAUGGCGUCGCGUUCGUUGUCGCAGCUUUGCGUUCUCGCACACGUCUAUCGCUGGGAUCCGGAGACCUCGAACGCGGACAUGAUCGCCAACGCUCUGAAGCACAUGGCACAUCUGUGCCUCACCGCCGAACCGUUCGAAACAGGUCAUUCCGGCGACACGUCCGGCGGCAAGUUGAUGAUUCACUGGAAGGUAGACUCGAUCAGAUUGAAGUAUCACUUGGCUGAGAUGACGGUGUACUUGUUCAAGUUGUUGGACUGGCAGAUUAGGAUCACUACACCCGGCGGAGUGGCUCCCUUCUCGUAGCAAAAACUUGUUCAUUUCUGUGC
This is a messenger RNA of Pseudomyrmex gracilis, 1863 nucleotides long. It is a transcript of the gene Elp6, whose product is annotated as elongator complex protein 6. Gene Ontology annotation, biological process: tRNA wobble uridine modification. Gene Ontology annotation, cellular component: elongator holoenzyme complex. The transcript has 3 exons. The record is from RefSeq and is a predicted model, not a curated record. Bases 1010 to 1840 code for a protein of 276 amino acids. Lineage: Eukaryota; Metazoa; Arthropoda; Insecta; Hymenoptera; Formicidae.